This is a messenger RNA of Rhincodon typus (whale shark), 312 nucleotides long. RefSeq names its product ras GTPase-activating-like protein IQGAP3. Gene Ontology annotation, cellular component: cytoplasm. The annotation marks the transcript as partial. The transcript is spliced from 3 exons. The record is from RefSeq and is a predicted model, not a curated record. Gene Ontology annotation, biological process: regulation of actin cytoskeleton organization. Gene Ontology annotation, molecular function: GTPase activator activity; actin filament binding; calmodulin binding. NCBI's taxonomy places the organism in Eukaryota, Metazoa, Chordata, Chondrichthyes, Orectolobiformes, Rhincodontidae.
AUGGAUGGAGGCCUGCCUAGGUGAGGAACUUCCACCAACUACCGACUUGGAGGAAAGCCUGAGGAAUGGAGUGAUUCUGGCUAAACUGGGCCAUCGCUUUGUACCAGAGGUUGUCCCAAAGAGAAAAAUCUACGACCCAGAGCAGCUGAGGUACAAGGCAAUGGGGCUGAAUUUCAGACAUACUGACAAUAUCAACUAUUGGCUGAAUGCAUUGGCUAAGAUUGCCCUACCAUCGAUAUUUUACCCAGAAACCACAGAUAUCUAUGACAAGAAGAACAUUCCCCGUGUCAUUUAUUGCAUUCAUGCUUUCAG